Messenger RNA from Alternaria burnsii, 1077 nucleotides. RefSeq names its product mitochondrial carrier. The record is from RefSeq and is a predicted model, not a curated record. NCBI's taxonomy places the organism in Eukaryota, Fungi, Ascomycota, Dothideomycetes, Pleosporales, Pleosporaceae. Gene Ontology annotation, biological process: transport. Gene Ontology annotation, molecular function: transmembrane transporter activity. The coding region runs from base 1 to 1077 and encodes 358 amino acids. The transcript has 8 exons.
AUGCCUAAGCAGGAGGAGGGGAGGCCAAAUGUACAACAGGAGAUUCCAAAUAGACCCAGAAAUCUGACCGAGGUUUCAAGAGCCGUCCUGCGUAGUGAGCAGGCAAAGCGAUGGACCAAGAAGUACCGCACCGAGGUCGCUGCAAGCUCCAGCAGUCUGCUAUCUACAUUUGCCGCAUAUCCUCUGGACUCAGUCAAGACCCGACUACAAGCCUACAAGUUCAACUCCUUUGCCGACUGCGUUCGCCACACCUACAAGACUGAGGGCUUUCACGGCUUCUACCGUGGUGUCUGGUCUCCUCUCGCAAGCAUAACCCUCGUCCGUACCGUGUCGUUCUCCAUCUACCAACGAUCCAAGUACGCGCUCGAUAAUUGGAUUUACCAGACCACCGGAACUUCACCGCUCGUUAUUGCGAACACCCGAGAUGCAUGGCCCACGUUUUCAACCAUUGCAUGCUUUGGCCUGGCAGGCGUCAAUGCCGGCGCUGCUAUCACAGUCAUCGCAUGUCCUUUCGAACUGACGAAACUGAGCGCUCAAAUCUCCGUACUAAUGGCUGAGCGCAACGACGGCGGCGGCAAGAACGAAGCAGUACGUAAAAGCUACCAGAAUUUGGGAACCUGGAAGACGGCGCAAAAUCUGGUUAAACAUCGGGGUUGGACAGGGCUAUACUCCGGAUUCCACUUGCAUCUACUUCGAGAUUCCAUCGGCACCGGCAUCUACUUUGUAACAUACGAAAGUGUGAAACAGGUCUUGGCGAAUGCGCGCGGCACCUCACCAACACAUCCACUGGCUGUAGUAGUAGCUGGCGGACUCUGUGGACUCGUCAGCUGGGCAUGCAUUUUUCCAAUAGAUACAGCGAAGAGUAUCUACCAGCGAAACUGUCUCGUGGGGGGAAAAGACAAGGCAACGCGUCCGAAGAUCCAUUUCUUUAGUCGUCGGAUGUAUCGAGGCCUUGGUGUUUCCAUGUCUCGCUCCUGCAUAGUCAACGCGAUUUUCUUUACUGCAUUCGAGUUCACCAAGAAGCGCAUCAACGGCAUGUCUUACGACGAGGAGCUUCUUCGCGCGAAUGACUUGUGA